Molecule: messenger RNA, 4637 nt
Organism: Schistocerca nitens (vagrant locust)
Lineage: Eukaryota; Metazoa; Arthropoda; Insecta; Orthoptera; Acrididae
Gene: Klp98A
Product: kinesin-like protein Klp98A
Exons: 26
Coding region: 75-3803 (1242 amino acids)
Biological process (GO): microtubule-based movement
Molecular function (GO): microtubule binding; microtubule motor activity; phosphatidylinositol binding
Source: RefSeq, a predicted model, not a curated record
CAGGCUAUGUCGGGUGUUGUGAAUGUGCGGUGCAGAUAGUUAUUAACUGUAGUGGCGUUUACUAAUAUGUGACAAUGGCGUCUGUCAAAGUAGCAGUGCGGGUUCGUCCCUUCAAUCAAAGGGAGAUUGAUAUGGACGCCAAACUCAUAAUUCAAAUGGAUGGAAAGAAAACAAGAAUUCUGAACUCUAAGAUUGUUAAUGGAAAAGAUGGUGAUUUUGGACGUGAGAGGUACAAGGAUUUCACUUUUGAUUAUUCUUAUUGGUCAUUUGAUUCUUCUGAUGCCCACUACGUUUCUCAGAAAAAGGUCUUCGAAGACUUGGGUACAGAUGUUAUUGAAAGUGCCUUUGAAGGCUAUAAUGCUUGUGUAUUUGCAUAUGGGCAAACAGGCAGUGGAAAAACAUUUACAAUGAUGGGAUCUCCGGAAAACCAAGGACUUAUUCCACGUAUAUGCAAGACAUUGUUUUCACGAAUUCAAGCAGGAAAGGAGCAGGGUACCAGCUAUCGAACUGAAGUUUCGUACCUUGAGAUUUAUAAUGAACGGGUUAAGGACUUGCUAAGGAAGGAUGCUACGCAUACUCUCCGUGUUCGUGAACAUCCUAAGCUUGGACCAUACGUUCAGGACCUUUCACGACAUUUUGUGUCAGAUUAUUCAGACAUUCAGGAGCUUAUGAUGCGAGGUAACAGUCAACGCACAACAGCAUCCACAAACAUGAACGAUGUAAGCAGUCGUAGUCACGCAAUCUUCACCAUCAUGUUUGUUCAAGCAGGGUUUUCAAACAACAUGCCAAGUGAAACUGGUUCUAAAGUUCAUCUUGUUGAUUUAGCUGGGAGUGAGAGAGCUGAUACCAGCGGAGCCACUGGACAACGCCUGAAAGAAGGUGCUCACAUUAACAAAUCACUAGUGACUCUGGGCUCUGUAAUUUCAGCCUUAGCUGAACACUCAUCCAAUGAUUCAAAGUCAACUGGGAGAAAUGUAUUUAUUCCUUACCGUGACUCUGUUCUGACAUGGUUACUUAAAGAUAGUUUAGGUGGAAACUCUAAGACCAUAAUGAUAGCAGCUGUGUCCCCAGCAGACUGCAACUAUGGUGAAACUCUGAGUACAUUACGGUAUGCUAACCGUGCUAAGAAUAUCAUUAAUAAACCAACAAUCAAUGAGGAUCCUCAUGUGAAACUGAUUCGAGAAUUACGGGACGAAAUCACAAAAUUACGUGCUCUUCUUGGAAAUGAAUAUACAACUGAAUCGCAACCACAGGUAUUAGCACAGCUUCACCAAAAAGAAGUACAAGAGAAGGUGCUGACAGAAGAAUGGGCGGAAAAAUGGCGUGAAACACAAAAGAUCCUUCAAGAGCAGAAAGCACUUGGUUUAAGAAAGUCUGGUCUGGGAGUUGUCCUUGAUUCUGAUAUGCCUCAUCUUGUUGGCAUUGAUGAUAAUGUUCUUAGCACAGGUGUCACAUUGUAUCACUUAAAGGAGGGUGAGACAUUAAUUGGUACGGAGGAUGCAUCCACGCAGCAAGAUAUUGUUCUGGAUGGAGUUGGGGUUGAAGCAGAACACUGUAGCGUUCAGCUGAAGGAUGGUGUAGCUACUCUCAUUCCAAAGCAUGCAGCACAGUGCUGGGUCAACACAGUUCUGGUUGACAAACCAACUAGACUGUCGCAGGGUUGUAUCAUUGUUUUGGGGCGUAACAUUAUGUUCCGAUACAACGAUCCAGCAGAAGCAGCUAAGUUACGGAAGGAAGGAAGUCGUUCUCAUCUCAGCUUAUCGUGUCUGUCUUUGCUAAGCCGUUCAACUACAGAGCUUGCUUGGUCAACUGAGAAUCUUAGUGCUUCAACGGAAGAUGGAGAACGGGUUGAGGAACUUGAAAUGCAGAGAGUUACCCUUCAAAAAGAAAAAGAAGCAUUUAAGAAAGAACAGGCUGAACGUGAACAAGACUGGGAGCGUGAGCAGCGACGUAAGAGAGAGGCACUUGAGGCAGCCCAGAAGGCGUUAGAGGAGGAGCGUCAACAAAUGGAGCAGGAUUAUGAACAACAACGUCGGAAGUUGGCAGAAGAUUGGCAGCGGCUAGAACAACACCAACAGGAUGACUUAGCUGUUCUUAAGCAGAAGGAGGCAGAAUUAUGUAGGAAACGUGAAGCCCUAGAAGCAGAGAGAGCAUUUUCAAUGUCUCAGGUUGAGAGUGAAGGUAAAAUUGUGUCAGCUCUUCGGGAAGAACUAAUUCGCCAACGCAGUGAACUGGAGACUGAAGUGAUACGGCUUCUCACAAACUGCUUCACAGAUAACAAUCUAUCAAAGGAUAAGGUGUUGGCAGUUGCACAGAAGCUGUUGGACCAAUGGCCAGAUGCUGAAAGCUCAACUCCUAAUUCUUCCAGCCCUGACUCAUGGGCUAGUUUGGGGAUUGAUUCAUCUGAACCCACUCUGGAGUACGUCAGAGAUCUUGUCAACACUUACCACCAGGAAUUGGGCACUCUUGAAGCAGAACUACAGAAAAGACUGCAGGCAAUGAGUGAACACCAUUCUAGAGUUGAAUCUAUUAACAAUGAGCUUCAAGAAAUGUGCUCAAAGAUGCAGGGAGGAUCAAAAGAAUUUGAAAAAAUGAAGACAUGUUUGGCCCAAAGAACACAGGAGCAGUUACAAGAGAUAAUGCUACGGAAACAGUCAUUAUCACUGGAUCUGAAAAGGGCCACAGUAGUCUCUCCAUCUAUACCUUCUACUGAAGAGACAGUGCUACCCACAUUGUCAAGCUCAGUAGGCACUGGAGACACAUUUCACACAGCAACUUCACCAUGCUCAGAGAAGAAUGACAAUGAGUACCAGCCAGUCAGCAACAACUCCACCAGCUCUUUUGAGCAUGUGUCCCCACUAACUGAGUGUCGUGCAAGCCCAUAUCACAACAACAAGUUGAACAAAAAUGGUAUAAAUUCCGUCUCACAUGGCAUAGGGGCUGUGCAGAUGAUGCAACAGUUGUGUGAACGGAUGGGACAGCAAAAGAUGCUCAUUAUCAGAACACUGGAGGGUGAAAACUGCAGCAAGUCUGAGCUGAAUCAGCAGAUCGCAGUAUUGCAGGAACUGAAGCGGCAAUAUGUUAAACUAGAAAUGGCUCUGGAGCAUCAAACCCAGGGAGACAUCACAGUUAGCAGUGAUGAGUCUGAAGAUCUGUCAACAUCAGCUGAUGACGGGUUAUCUGAGAACUUGAGUGCGAGCUUGAGGAUAGAUACCCACAGUUAUCAGGAAGACAGUCCAAGACGCAGAGCUUCGCAGAACAUACAUAAGAGAAUUCUUCAUGGCCGACUUGGAUCGCCUGUGAGUCCAAUCCUCUAUACUUCAAAUUCUAGUCAGGGAGAUGCAGAUAGUCUUUCUGCUUACAGUCUCAGCAUCCCUUCCCCCAUAUCUGAUGGCUGUGCAAGUUGGGUGCAGAUACCAUCCUACGUUUUGCGAGGUGCUGGAUCCUUCACUCACUACGAGUAUGUGAUUCGCGUUUGUGUGGGUGAGGACAGGUGGACGAUUCUGAGACGUUACAAACGCUUCAGAGAGUUACAUCAGCGUAUGUCUGCAAAAUAUGGACAGAAGGUAGAAGCAUUGCCAUUUCCUCCACGCCGCUUCUUCUCAAAAAAAUCAGAAUCUGUGGCUCGACUGCGUCGUGUCCAAUUGGAGACAUAUCUGCGGCAGCUGCUUGAAGUAUGUUCCACAAUAGAAAGUUGUCCUUUAUUCUCUUGCGUACAGAAUCCAACUCGGCUUGCACUUCUCGAGUUUUCUUCUUUUUUCCGGAAAGGUGUGUUUGAAACAGGGAAGUUUGGCACAAGUUAAUGCCAUUUUGUAAUGGAGAGCUAGCUCUUUCUGGACUAAUGAAGUGUGAUACAUGUUAUUAAGUAAGCAGUGUAAUAAUUUAUUGCAAGCCAGCUACUUAUGCUGCUCUUGUGCAACUGUUAUUUUUCAGAAUUUUGUUCUGAAAGUCUUUACUGGUUUUGUUUGACGACACACUCAGCUGUUUAAUGAGAUGCAUAGCUGAAAAUAGUAUGUAAAUGAAGAAUAAUAUAUGUAAAGAAUGGUUGAGCAUGGAGCUUAGUAUUUUGAUGGCAGAUCAUAUUUCCAUGACAAAAGUGUUUUGUAAUUUUUUAACAGUGUAGUACACACAGAGAAUAGCAAUAUUUAAUUUUUGUUGAUAUUUACUUUUCUACAGUGUUCAGUGAGGUUUCUCAUUUCUUCUCUUCUUUUAAUGAUGCAGACAAGCUCAUAUUUUUAUAAAUCACAGAUGAAUAUGUAAUGGCCUGUAAGGUGCAAACUGCUUAUACCUUUUUACCUUAUUUUAUGGUUUAUCUAAAUAAAGUUUAGUGUAAACAAGCUAUUCUGUAAGUGAUAUGAAAAUACUAUAAUCUGUUUAAUUUCCAAAUGUAUCUGAAUUGAAGAGUGGUAAUCAUGUGAGUCUCUAUAAUAAAAGGAGAUGUUGAAAAAUGUAAGAAGGGAGGAAGAUAAGUGGCUACAAUAUUUUGGAUUUCAUUAUUAUUAUCCUGCAGAUAAAAUUCCUCUGAUUAUGCCAACUGUGAAAUAUUAUACAAGUUGAAGUAAUUGUAGAAACUGUUCAAUUUUAAGAAACUGUGCUCAAUAAUAUUUAGUGUAAAAUUAUUUCUACAAUAUUUUCUU